Molecule: messenger RNA, 1344 nt
Organism: Gracilinanus agilis (Agile Gracile Mouse Opossum)
Lineage: Eukaryota; Metazoa; Chordata; Mammalia; Didelphimorphia; Didelphidae
Product: zinc finger protein 501-like
Exons: 2
Coding region: 1-1344 (447 amino acids)
Source: RefSeq, a predicted model, not a curated record
AUGGAGCUCAAAUCUGACCUGAUUCUUACUAAUUGUGUUAGCCUGGAGCACCUUAGUCCAGGGACUAGGUGUGCAACAACAGAGACAACUGCAGAGUUCCUCAUUUCUGUGGGAGAGACAUUCCAGAACCCUGGGAAUGCCAAGUUUGCAGAAGUGUGGGAGUAUAAUAAUAACUUAGAGCAACAGACUGGUGAGCAUAAAAAUUCACAGCCCCAGCAAGUGAAAGGCCCUCGCAGAAAAGCUUUCAAGUUUAAUGCUCUAAGUAAAGCCUUUGGGAAAGCCUUUGGUCCAGAGUCAAUUCUGGCUCCCCAACACAAAAUUGAUGUUGGGAGAGAUCUGCAGAAAUGUGAUAAAAAUGGAAAAAACUUAAAACAGUACUCAGAUAAAAGUAAACUGAAUGGAAUCUCAGCUGAGAAAAAGUUCUAUGAGUUUCAUAAGUGCAGAAAGUCAUUCCGUUGCCAUUCAGACCUUAUUCAACAUUCAAAGAAAAAGCCUAAAAGAAAAUUGCUAGGAUGUGGAAAAGUGUUUAGCAGCAGCUCAUCCUUUAUGAAUGAUCCAAUAAUUCAUGCUGCACAGAAACCCUUUCAGUAUAAUGAAUGUGGGAAAUCCUUUAUCUGGUCUGAAGACCUAAGUGAAUAUAAGAAAAAUCUCACUGGAAAAAACCCCUGUGAAUAUGGUGAAUGUGGGAAGUCUGUUAGGUUGUGUGGAAACCUAACUAAACAUCAGAGAUGUCCAACAAGUGAAAAACCCUUUGAAUGUAAUGAAUGUGGCAAAUCUUUUGGGUGGCGUGGUGACCUUACUAAACAUAUGAGAAUUCACACUGGAGAGAAACCCUUCGAAUGUAACGAAUGUGGGAAAUCAUUUAAACAGCCUGGACACCUUACUGGACAUAAGAGACUUCAUACUGAAGAGAAACCUUUUGAAUGUAAUGAAUGUGGGAAAUCCUUCAGGUGUUCUGUUUACCUUACAAAACAUAAGAUCAUUCACACCAGUGAGAAACCUUUUGAAUGUAACGAAUGUGGGAAAUCCUUUAGGUGUUCUGGAUACCUUACUAAACAUAAGAGAAUUCAUACGGGUGAAAAACCUUUUGAAUGUAAUGAAUGUGGGAAAUCCUUUCAACAGAGUGGUAAUCUCACUGUGCAUAAGAGGAUUCAUACUGGAGAGAAACCUUUUGAAUGUAAUGAAUGUGGGAAAUGCUUUAGGAGGAGUAUAAAGCUUACUGCACACAAAAGAAUUCAUACAGGAGAGAAGCCCUUUGAAUGUAGUGAAUGUGGGAAAGCUUUUAGGUGGAGUGGAGACCUUGCCACCCAUAAAAGAAGUCAUACUGGAGAGAAACCUUUAUAA